CAACAAUGUUCCUGUAAACGCCAAUAUUCUAGAAGUCUCUAUUCAACGCAUAAAACCCAUUACUAGAACAAUCUAGGGUUUUUAUCUUAUACUUCCUACGGUUUGAAGCCAACUCUUAUCACUUUCAAUAUCUUACACCAAAACAUCAUUUUUUUUCCACUCAAAGGAAUGGCUACAUCUCAGUUAACAGCAUCAUCAAUGACAGUAUCAGUAAGGAAUUUGGCUUCAUUUGAAGGAUUAAGGCCAUCAUCCAUUGUGAAAUUCUCUUCCUUUGGAUCUUUAAAGCCUGGGUCUUUGACUCAAAGGUCCUUUAAGGGUUUGGUUGUAAAAGCGGCUACCGUUGUUGCUCCCAAGUACACCUCGAUUAAGCCCUUGGGUGAUAGAGUGUUGGUGAAGAUCAAAGAAACAGAAGAGAAGACUGAGGGUGGAAUUUUGCUACCAACAACAGCUCAAUCAAAGCCUCAAGGGGGUGAAGUGGUUGCCAUCGGCGAGGGGAAGACAAUUGGGAAGACCAAAUUGGAAUGUUCUGUUAAGACUGGUGCUCAGGUUAUAUAUUCCAAGUAUGCCGGAACCGAGCUGGAGUUCAAUGGUUCAAAUCAUCUUAUCUUGAAGGAAGAUGACAUUGUGGGAAUUCUUGAAACGGAUGAUAUCAAAGAUCUCAAGCCUUUAAAUGACAGGGUUUUCAUUAAGGUUGCAGAAGCCGAGGAGAAGACUUCUGGAGGUUUGUUGCUGACUGAGUCAAGCAAAGAAAAACCUUCCAUUGGCACGGUGAUAGCUGUUGGACCUGGUACUUUGGAUGAGGAAGGUAAUAGAAAGCCACUAUCUGUUGCACCAGGGAAUACAGUUUUAUAUUCCAAGUAUGCAGGGAAUGACUUCAAAGGGAAUGAUGGAACUAGUUAUAUUGCUCUUAGAGCAUCUGAUGUAAUGGCUGUGCUUUCUUAGUUGUCUGAUAAAACAUAUGCUGCUAGGUUCACAACUGAAAUUUGUGGAUGAGUUUUCCAUAAGGCACAAGGAUUUUGCAUUUGUCUUUUAAUCUUCGAUAUAAAUGGUGCUAGCUUUGUUGUUUGCCCUGGUAA
Gossypium raimondii (Peruvian cotton) is the source of this 1076-nucleotide messenger RNA. Its product is annotated as 20 kDa chaperonin, chloroplastic. The transcript has 6 exons. NCBI's taxonomy places the organism in Eukaryota, Viridiplantae, Streptophyta, Magnoliopsida, Malvales, Malvaceae. Gene Ontology annotation, cellular component: mitochondrial matrix; chloroplast. Gene Ontology annotation, biological process: positive regulation of superoxide dismutase activity. The record is from RefSeq and is a predicted model, not a curated record. Gene Ontology annotation, molecular function: transition metal ion binding; ATP binding; protein folding chaperone. Bases 169 to 942 code for a protein of 257 amino acids.